GAGACUUGUUGAUCAUGACAGCUUGAGACUCGUCUCCCGCGGUUAUUUUCCGACAAAUGGUGACCCCGACGUGAUACAGACCGGGGAAUUUCGGCUGCCACGAACGGAGACUGCGUUGGGUUCGGGUCCCGCAGCUAGACGGACGGCGAAAGAGUGAAAGAUUGGACUCCGCGCCUCGGGUGACCACAGCGGUGGGCUCGACCGAUACGUGCUGCUGAAGCUUGGAGGGCUGCAACAGCGCUGACGUAGGUAAGGAUGGACAGGCAAGCAGCAUAUGAUUUAUUUACCGCCUUCUUGAGAAAGAGACAAUUUCAGGGGCUAGAUCUAGAGAAGGAACUCCCUGCCCUGUUGAGUCACGCGGUAUCGUACGGGUUCUUUGCCAACCCUCACUUGGUACACACGCUAGAUGAAUGGCGGCGGUAUGGGGAUAAGCUCUGGGAGUUAGUUUUGGAGGACGACAUGCCAGCGAAAAAGAUGAGUAAACUAUGGAAGGCGGUACAUAACGAAUUACUCAUGAGUCAGGCGGAGAAAAGGGCAGCUCAGGGAGCUCAGGCGGCUCAAGAAACGAACAAAGAUUAUGGGUUGGUAUGGGAUAGCACUCCGAACCCUCCCUCUUAUCGCACGUUUAUGCUACCCUCUGCUCCCCCUGCGCCCAUAAACGGAACACAGGAGGGAUCAGUCACGGAAUCAGCGGAGGCACCUCUGCGCCGAACAACAGGGCCGUCAGCCCUGGGCGACUCCGAACCGAUUCCCGGUGCCGAGUCUGACCUUGCGGAGGCUAUAGCCAGGGAGAGACGGGAGUUGUGGACCAUGUUAGCAAGACAUGGGAUGGAAGGCGGAGAUAAUGAGCUUGUGCAGGCAGCAACAGAAAAUCUUGCGUUCCCAGUUGUUUGUACUCCCACGCCGCAGGGCGGAAUACAAGCAGAAAUUCGAACUCUAGAUUGGAAGAUGUUGUCCCAACUACGGGCUACAGUGGGGACAUACGGAGUAACCAGUGAGCCGGCUAGACAGAUGAUGGAAUAUUUAUUCAGCACGCAUAUACUCCUCCCGGCCGAUAUUAGAGGCAUAGCUAGAUUAAUUUAUACCCCUCUCCAACUAAUAUUGUUUAAUGCACACUGGCAGCAGGAAGCCGCGGUAUCGGUGGCAGUGCAGAGAGGUCCAGGAGACCCACUGGCAGGUAUAACAGUAGAACAAUUGAUGGGUCUUGGGGCAUGGACUCGGGUAGAAGCACAAGCAAUUUCCGGGCCUGACGUCUCCUGA
Messenger RNA from Gallus gallus (chicken), 1260 nucleotides. RefSeq lists its product as uncharacterized. Gene Ontology annotation, biological process: viral process. The coding region runs from base 256 to 1260 and encodes 334 amino acids. Lineage: Eukaryota; Metazoa; Chordata; Aves; Galliformes; Phasianidae. The record is from RefSeq and is a predicted model, not a curated record. The transcript has a single exon.